UAGAACCGCAGCAGAGGCGUUUGGAUUUUGUUUUUGUUUGACUUUGGACUUCAUUUGUUAUUAUAAAGAGGAUCACAAUGAGCCACCCACUUGGCCAUUCUGCUGUUACAACAAACCAGCCCAGACGCCCAGAGGCAGAGAAGAUCGAAUGGAGUUCAAGGCUGUCCGGCUUCUGCGAGGAUAAAUCUAUGUGCUGCUAUGCCUUAACGUGUCCUCUUCUGAUGAGCACUGGGGUGACAGAGCAGUAUGGCGAAGGGUUUGGCCUUGGGGCAGUGCCCUUUUCCCUCAUGGCUUUAAGAAGUGAUAUAAGAGAGAGAUACAACAUUAAGGGGAGUUUAUGUCUGGACUGGAUGGUGGGCUGCUGCUGUGGACCUUGUGCCGUUGUGCAAAUGGCCAAAGAGGUUAAUAAGAGACACCCUUACUGAGUCCUGUUCCUAAAAUGAAUCCAAAUAAAGAGCCCUCUUAGGAAAAUUCA
Messenger RNA from Sardina pilchardus (European sardine), 475 nucleotides. Its product is annotated as cornifelin homolog A-like. The coding region runs from base 78 to 425 and encodes 115 amino acids. NCBI's taxonomy places the organism in Eukaryota, Metazoa, Chordata, Actinopteri, Clupeiformes, Clupeidae. The record is from RefSeq and is a predicted model, not a curated record. The transcript has 4 exons.